This is a messenger RNA of Sesamum indicum (sesame), 1799 nucleotides long. RefSeq names its product UDP-Glycosyltransferase superfamily protein. The record is from RefSeq and is a predicted model, not a curated record. NCBI's taxonomy places the organism in Eukaryota, Viridiplantae, Streptophyta, Magnoliopsida, Lamiales, Pedaliaceae.
AAAUACAUAGACUAAAAGGCAUCCAUGUUCCAGCCAGAAAGAAACUUGCACUUUCCUUCAUUACAUGCCUAACUUCCCCAACAAAAAGGCCUUUUUCCACUUUCCUUAAACUUUUCAACUCAUUCAUGAAUAGAAUUAGAACCAAAACCAACCACUUUUGUACCCCAAACAUCAAGAGAUGGCCUCCAACAACAAGCCCAAGAAACCACUACUCCAUCUCCACUCCAAUCUCUCCAUCACCCUAUUCUUCAUUGUUGUCUUCACCAUUCCCGCCUUACUUCUCCUCCACACUCCUUCUAACUACAUCUGCACAAACCUCAUCUCUUCCAAUGACAAGUUCACAUGGUCCGGCGAUCUCCGCUACGCCGAGUUUUCCUGGAACAAGCUCAAAUUCGAUGGUGACAACCCUCCACCGACUUCUCUCAAGAUCGCCGUCUUCUCAAGGAAAUGGCCCACUAGCUCAACUCCCGGUGGUAUGGAACGGCACGCGCAUACGCUCCACAUGGCUCUAGCACGUCGUGGCCAUCGAGUACACGUCUUCACUUCUCCCCCUGCCAAUGAGAUCGUUCCAAUCGCACAGCAGACUGAACAAAGUUCACCCUCGUAUCCCGUAGUGCAUUGGCACGAGGGUGAACCGGACAAAUGGCGGUACAACAAGGCAUGGGAACAGUUCCAGGAAGAGAACCGGGACGACCCCUUUGAUGUGAUCCACUCAGAGAGCGUGGCGCUGCCGUUUUGGCUGGCGAAGGGAGUUCCCAACCUAGCCGUUUCGUGGCAUGGGAUAGCACUUGAGAGCGUGCAGUCGAGCAUCUACCAAGACUUGACUCGGAAGCCUAAUGAACUGAUGUCCCCUGCAUUCAACAAUAGUUUACAAGUUAUGAUCCCCAAAGUUCUGAAUGAGAUCAGAUUCUUCUCACACUAUGCACACCAUGUAGCCAUAAGUGACAGUUGCGGUGAAAUGCUAAGAGAUGUGUACCAAAUCCCAACCAAGAGAGUUCAUGUUAUAGUUAAUGGUGUCAAUGAGGAGGACUUCGUCCAAGACUUGGGAUUGGGGCAAGAGUUCAGAUCCAAGAUUGGUGUCCCGGAGAAUGCUAGCCUAGUUCUCGGUGUUGCAGGGAGACUAGUGAAAGAUAAAGGCCACCCGCUACUCUAUGAGGCCUUCUCCAAGCUCAUAACCAAGCACCCUCAUGUCUACUUGAUCGUGGCCGGCUCUGGGCCGUGGAUGCAUAGAUACAAAGAGUUGGGGCCUCAAGUCAUAGUCUUGGGAUCGAUGAAUCCCCUAGAGUUACGGGCUUUUUAUAACGCAAUUGACAUUUUUGUUAAUCCAACUCUUAGGCCACAAGGGCUUGAUCUCACUCUGAUGGAGGCAAUGAUGACUGGGAAGCCUGUUAUGGCAUCAAGAUUUCCUAGCAUUAAGGGGACUAUUGUGGUUGAUGAUGAAUUCGGGUUCAUGUUUUCACCUAACACCGAAUCGUUGCACGAGGCGUUAGAGUUGGUGGUGGCAGAAGGGGCGAAGAGGCUGUCACAGAGAGGAAGGGCGUGCAGGGAAUAUGCAGCUUCUAUGUUUACAGCCCGGAAAAUGGCACUAGCUUAUGAAAGAUUGUUUCUUUGUAUCAAGAAUCAGUCAUUUUGUAUGUACCCUUAGACACAUCAAUUUCUUUUUUUUUUUCCCCUGUUGGGGGAUUCAAACUUUUCUUACAGUAAGAUUGUUAUUAAUUUAAGGAUACAAUACAAAUAACUAUUCCUACAUCGACCAGAACUCCGAAAUAAUUUUCAAAUAUACUCUGUGGAUUUGAUUU